Molecule: messenger RNA, 471 nt
Organism: Heterostelium album PN500
Lineage: Eukaryota; Evosea; Eumycetozoa; Acytosteliales; Acytosteliaceae
Exons: 2
Source: RefSeq, a predicted model, not a curated record
AAAAAACAAUUUAUAUUAAGAAUGAAGAUUAUAAUUGAUUUAACAAAGGAAAACAAGUAUACAGAAGAAAUCAUUGAUCUCACAUAUGAAAUCAAUAACAACAGCAAUAACAACAACAUAAACAACAACAUCAUCCAUAUAAAUCAAUUCCAACUUAAUUUAAAGAGGAAUCUUAUGAUUUAUAUCACUGAUUUGGAAGAUUAUAUUUUCAACAAAAUAUUAGAAAAUAAAAAAAAUAAAUUUUCAACAUUAAUUACAUAUUUUACUUUUUCGCGUCUCACCAGCAGAUUCGAAUGUAAUUUAUGUGAAUGUUUCACAAUUUCAUUAUCAAACAAAAAGGUUGGACAUUGUGCAACCUCUCAUAUUAAUGAGAAUUUGUCAUAUUUAGGAGUAUUGAUGGGAACAUCAUCCUCACUCAAAAUGAUGGCUAUCUCAGCCGGCCUGUGGCUGAACUGCUCAAACAAUAAAUAA